Messenger RNA from Anopheles arabiensis, 3758 nucleotides. RefSeq lists its product as uncharacterized. The transcript has 4 exons. The coding region runs from base 30 to 3599 and encodes 1189 amino acids. NCBI's taxonomy places the organism in Eukaryota, Metazoa, Arthropoda, Insecta, Diptera, Culicidae. Gene Ontology annotation, biological process: proteolysis. Gene Ontology annotation, molecular function: serine-type endopeptidase activity. The record is from RefSeq and is a predicted model, not a curated record.
GCAGAGUAAAGACGCAAUAUCUUGGAGCAAUGGCGCGGCAGCUGCUGGGUCUGCUGAUAUUGUCCAGUGUGCUUUUGUGUGUGGUCGCCCAAUCGCUCGGUCCGAAUCGUUUGACAUGCGGCAAGCGAAGAGUCAAGACGAUCCAUCUGGUUCAAAAUGGGAUCGACGCAAAACCGGGUCACUGGCCAUGGCAUGCGGCAAUCUUUCACCGCAAGGGCGAUCAGUUAGAUUACGCAUGUGGGGGAUCCAUCAUUGACGAGAACACCAUUCUCACGGCGGCUCAUUGCGUUUUCCUUGUGAAUGGGCUACUGCCCGUGAGCCGGAUUUCGGUCCACCUGGGUCGGGUUCAUCUGAAGGAGGUGAGCGAGUUCGUGCAGGAGCACACGGUGCAGGAAUUGAUAGUGCAUCCCGGAUACAAUUCGAGUAGAUUCGUGAACGAUAUCGCACUGAUCAAGCUGACGGGGAGCAUCACGAUGAGCGAGUUCGUGCAGCCCGUUUGUCUGUGGACGAUGGAUAAAAACCAGGAGCUGAUUGUGGGAAAAACCGGUACCCUGGUGGGCUUUGGUCUGAAUGAGCAGGACGUCGUGUCGGAGCAGCUGAAGCAAGCGUCGAUCGGUGUGGUGGACGCGCUGACGUGCAUCAAGAGUGAUCGUUUGUCGUUCGCCAAUCAGCUUACGGCGGAGAUGUUCUGUGGCGGCGGCCAGUCGAACGUGAGUGCUUGUAAUGGGGACAGUGGUGGGGGUUUGUUCUUCAACGUAGAGGGCAAAUGGUUUGUGCGGGGCGUAGUAUCGUUCAUUCCAGUUCGCCAGCGGACGGGACUGUGCGAUCCGUCCAAAUACACGGCCUAUGCCGAUGUGGCCAAGUAUUUGGGGUGGAUCGAUCAGUACAUCGAUCGGCGCGUGCUCGUGUUCGAUACCGACGAGCUGGAGGUGGAUUACGAGGAGAAGCUUCCACUGUUCAAUCUGAACACUUGUGGCACGAAGAGCGAGACGGUGCUGGCCACUGGACAACCGGCUCCCCUGCCUUGGCUUGGGUUUGUUCUGACGAAGGAGGAAAAGGUCAAGUGUGUCGUUACACUCGUCAGCGAAUGGUACGUGGUGGGCACGGCAAGCUGUUUUGAAAAGAAUGGGAAAGAUUUGCGGAUUUUGUUCGGCGGCUAUAAAGAACUACAUGAGCAAAAGUGCUUCGAGCGCAACGGCUCGACGGUAUGCGCCUAUCCAACGCAAUCACGCUCGAUCGGGAGAGUAGUGGCCCAUCCCAGGUUUAGCAAAAACACAAUCAACGAUAAUAUAGCGCUGAUCGAACUGCAAAGUCCCGCCGACACGACGCAACCUCACGUGAAGCCCAUCUGUUUGCCGGUAACGCCAACGCUUUACACCAACCAAACGGAGAACUUUUCCGUUCUGGCGUUGCGGUUGGCUCUUGGGACCAUCAUCGAUCAGGAUGUCAUCUAUUUAGAUUCCGAGUUUUGUACAACAGUACUCUUAAACACUUCGUUUGCGAUCGAUAAUGAGGAAAAAAGCAUUUGUGUAAUAGUUCCGAAGGAGGAUGUUGCAAACUGCGAUGGGUUGCUCGGGCAGGGUGCUCCACUACAGGAGUAUGUGAGCACGGUCGAUGCUGGUGAGCGUUACGUACUGCGAGGAUUCGACCUGUUUGGGAUAACCUGUGCCGGAAGGAAAUCCAUACCGCUAUGGUUCGUGAAUAUAUACUCUUACCUCGACUGGAUGCUGUACAAUAUGCGAUACAACGAAGCAGUAAACGAGGACGGGCAGGAACUGAUCGCGAAUGCAACGCUUGCAAAAUGGAGAGAGCGCCAGCAGGCUGUCGGAAGUGAAAAGCUAAAGCUCUUCAACAUGGAAUCCUGUGGCCAGGAUGUAGUAUUUGAGACCAAAAUCUUGGAUAAGGUUAUAAAUACGAUGAUUGUCAUGCCGUGGAUUGGAACGCUGAAAUCUGUCGAUAAUCCAAGUAAAGGAAUGAGGGAAUCAGAUGGUUUGGUCGUUUUGAUCAACGAACGUUACGCAUUAACAGCAGCAAACGUUUUCCGCCCUGAUGUACAAUGGCGAUCGAUUACGCUAAAGCAUACCUUGUUUUCAAUAGAGGAAAAAUCAUGUAAAUUUGGACCAUGUUCUCCUCCACCGUCUUCGGUGGAGAUUAAGUAUGUCACUAUUCAUCCACAGUAUAACGGCACGCUGAAUGUGCACAACAUCGCACUGAUUGAGCUGGUAGAACCGGCUAACGUUACCGAGCGUUUAAUCAGCCCGAUCUGCAUGCCAUUGAUAGAGGAGCUACGAAACAGUACGUCACUCGAACUACUGGUACCACCAUCCUUCUUAAUCCAUCAAAGCACCCAGUUGCAGCCGCUCGAUCUGCUCAACUGUCAGGAACGGUUUACGCAACUGAGAGCCAACGUUACCUUGAACAGUCGAUCACGCUGUGCGGUAGCACUGGCUACGGACGCAGCGGAGCCGGCUGUGUUAUAUGCGGGCACUCCACUUCAAACCUUACUGAGGGUUGGAAGCAAGAAGCGUUAUUUUCUAAGCGGUAUAAACAGUUUUAUGCAUCUCGUGAACUACAUAAAUCCAAGUGCGCCGUAUCUGUUUACCGAUACCAAUGCGUACCUGGACUGGAUACUGGAAAACAUGCAGCUUAAUGGUAGUGUGCCCACAGAAACAUCGCCCAAUGUGAAGCGUGUGGAUCCUCCUCCGACACAAAACACAUCCAGAAGAAGACUGUUCAAUUUCAAAACUUGCGGGGCCUACACGAAGGGAUCCAGCGCGAACGCAACGUACGAGACAGAGCCGUGGCAUGGAUUUGUGCACAACUGGAAUCCGGUGUUCAAUUCGACUUUUUUUAUACAAUGUUCCGUUGUGCUGGUGAGUGAAUGGUAUACGAUUGGUGUUGCGAGCUGCUUAAACCCAGAUAUCAAGCUUUGGGUUCAAUUUGGAAGCUAUGGUACGAGUUUAUGGGGUGGCUGUUGGGACCAAGAUGGAACGAGGAUAUGCCGGCCUAAGACGUACGAGAUCGCUGUCGAGAGGAUCGUCGUUCAUCCACAAUACAACAUAAUCGGUUACAAAAACGACAUUGCGCUGGUUCAGCUGGCCACUCCGGCAGAUAUAUCGCAACCAAACGUGCAACCGAUAUGUUUGCCCAUUCUGGACGAGGUGCGCAGUUAUUCUGUAUCCAGCUUAGCGAUGGUCACGAUGGGUUUGGAGAAUUUUACGUUGCUCACGUGCAAGGUUAACGGUACCCAGUUCGUUCCGUCUACCGAGUGUCAACGACGUUGGGAUGGAAUGGCACUGAAUAUACAGAUCGAGCAAACGAAACAAUGCAUCCUGGUGGUGCGAGACCCACAGAACGAAUGCUAUCCCACACUUCCGGGCUUUCCGUUGCACACGACACAACAAUUGUUUGGAGAGCAACGUCACUUUUUACGAGGGUUAUUCUCGCUGCGACCAGAGCUAUGUAGCAGUUACUAUCCUGCGAUCUAUACCGAUGUGGAUGUGUAUCUGGACUGGAUACUGGAUAACAUGGAUGAACGGCUUGGGAUAUCCAGAUUGCCGUACAAUUUGAAACAACACUUAAUUUUCACAGAAAAGUAGUAAAUAUAUACUUUGAAGAAUAGCUUUUCCUAAAACGUGGUGACUUUUCAAGACCCCGUGCUAAGUUUAACGGGGCUUCUCCCACAUAUGGCGUAGAAGGAUCGAGAAUAAACUUAACAAUAAAACAAAACAUGCAUAAGUUAGUACUAUUCAACAUAA